CAAAUGACCCACAUGCCCUGAUGACUGAUUCUUGGAUUGGAUUGUGAUUGGUUGCUCUAAAAUUUAACCACCGUUUCUCAUUUAUUGCUUUGUUUUUCAGUUCAGUUCAUAUACUGACUCCACCUACACAACUUCCACUCUCCUUCAAAAGUUCCCGGAGAGGACGACACUGUGGAAAAAUAAUUCAAAAAAAAGAAAAGAAAUAUUGACCCAGAAAAAGAUUCUUUUUUUUCAAGAAAAUAUUUUGAUGGGGUUCAAAUCUUGGUUCUUCCUUAUAUUGGUUCUUGUUGUUGGGGUUCCAAUAUCAUCCUCUGUCCCCUUUAUUGUACUCCAUGGAAUUGGAGAUCAGUGUUCACACAAUGGAGUGAAACGUUUCACAGAGGAGCUAAGUGAAUGGUCCAAAUCUGAAGGAUAUUGCUUGGAAAUCGGAAAUGGAUCAUGGGACUCUUGGUUUAUGACUUUAGAGGAUCAGGCUGAUGUAGUGUGUAGCAAGGUGAAGGAAAUGAAAGAACUCCAAGAUGGUUACAACAUAGUUGGUCUCUCCCAGGGUAAUCUAAUAGGCCGAGCUGUUGUUGAAUUUUGUGAGGGAGGACCACAGGUUAAGAAUUUUAUUUCCUUAGGCGGACCUCAUGCUGGCACUGCUUCAGUUCCUCUCUGUGGUUCUGGCAUUUUUUGCAUUAUUGCUGAUAGUCUAAUAAAGUCAGAGAUAUACUCUGCAUUUGUCCAGGCUCACUUGGCCCCUAGUGGGUAUCUCAAGCUUCCAAAUAAUAUUGCUGGGUACAUGAAAGCCUGUCAUUUUCUCCCAAAGCUCAACAAUGAAAUCCCUAGUCACAGAAAUUCCACCUAUAAGAAACGGUUCAGCAGCUUGGAGAAUCUUGUCCUUAUCAUGUUUGAACAUGACACUGUUCUGAUACCAAGGGAGACCUCUUGGUUUGGAUAUUAUCCAGAUGGGGUCUUUGAACCUAUUUUGCCACCACAGAAGACUCAGCUCUACGCUGAGGAUUGGAUUGGUUUGAAAACCUUGGACAAUGCUGGAAAAGUGAAAUAUGUAAAAGUAGCUGGGAAUCACCUUCAAAUUUCUUCCAGUGAUAUGAGAAAGCAUGUUGUUCCAUACUUAGCAGAGAAUGCAUCAACCGACGGGAGCUCUUCAAUUGUGGAAACUGUGGCAACGAAUGAUUUGCAAGACGAGUUAUCAACCAUUUUUACAUUUGAAGGUUCCUCUUCUUAUAAUUGGCCUGCACCUGUCAAGAGCUUCUUCGCCGAUCUACUUGGUUUGGCCAUAGAUGAAUCAGUCCCUUAACCCUUCAUUUGGUUGUUUGAUUGUUGGAUGAUUACACGAUAUACAACUACAUUGAAAUAUAACAUGGCUUUGAUUGUAAGCUUUAUGUUAUCUUGUAUGUACAUGUAUGUGAUAUACUACUAAUAUCAGAUAGCAUUACUAGCAACUGUGUUGCCUUUGUUA
Nicotiana tabacum (common tobacco) is the source of this 1462-nucleotide messenger RNA. RefSeq lists its product as uncharacterized. Gene Ontology annotation, molecular function: thiolester hydrolase activity. The record is from RefSeq and is a predicted model, not a curated record. Gene Ontology annotation, cellular component: intracellular membrane-bounded organelle. Lineage: Eukaryota; Viridiplantae; Streptophyta; Magnoliopsida; Solanales; Solanaceae.